AUGACGAACUCCAUGAUUUCAGUAGUGCUUCUCCUGUGUGGUUAUGUAAGAACAGAGCCAGCGAGAUUUGACAACCACAAGGUACUACAAAUCACUCCGCACUCAUCGGAGGAACUAGAACAGGUGCUAGCUAUACAUGACCUCUAUGAUCUUGACAUGUGGCGACACCCACGGAUGGGAAACCACUCCCUUGAUGUGUACGUGGAACCAGAGAAGCUGAAGUCUGUAUUAACCGCUCUUAAAAACUUAGGAUCUCAUGUCAAAAUCUGGAUUGACGAUUUACAAAAACUUAUAGACCAAGAAAAGUCUUCCAUGAAAAGAAGUAUUCGCUUCCCAUACACCUCUCAGGGACGUUCUCAGGGCUUCAACCAUUUUACCUACCACAGAUACUCCACGAUCAAUCAGUAUUUAAGGGACAUUGAGACAGCGACAGCAUCCAUGCCUUCAGUGAACGCCAGUGUCUUCACAAUGGGUUACACAUACGAGGGCCGCGAAGUGAAUGUUCUAAAGGUAACUCGUGGAGACGGUGAAUCACGCCCCUCCAUUUUCAUUGACGGUGGGAUCCACGCGCGUGAAUGGAUAGCUCCUGCCACGGUGUUAUAUUUUAUCAAUCAGAUGGUGUAUUGGGACGACUAUGCACCUCAGUUGCUGAAUAAAUUUGAUUGGUAUUUCGCCCCUCUGCUGAAUCCUGAUGGUUAUGAAUAUUCACAUACAACUUACAGGCUCUGGAGGAAAAACAGAGCUGAUCAUUCCAGAAACUGCUAUGGAACAGACCUGAAUAGGAAUUUUGGUUUUCGCUGGAAUCCGUCUGUAGGCGGAAGUACGAACGAGUGUUCGGAUGUCUAUUCUGGGUCCCAGGCGUUCUCUGAAAAAGAGAGCCAGUCGCUGAGAACAUUCAUCCUGAGUAAUAAGCAGAACAUGAUAGCCUAUCUGACGUAUCACUCGUACGGACAAAUGUGGUUGUAUCCAUGGGGAUAUACGUCCGCUUUUCCUCAGGACUGGCGAGAACUGGAAGCUGCUGCCAAGGCUGGAACCUCUGCUCUGGCUCAACUUUAUGGAUCCAACUAUAUAGUGGGCUCCUCUACAAACGUGUUAUAUUCGGCGGCAGGUGGGUCAGAUGAUUGGGCUAAAGGUAGUGCCGGUGUGAAAUAUUCGUACACUAUCGAACUCCGUGACACUGGGAAGCAUGGUUUUGUACUUCCGGUGGACGAGAUUGAACCAAAUUGCAGGGAGUCAUGGCGUGGCUUAGCAGAAUUCGCGCUGUCAUUAAACACAAACAUGAGGAGAAAGAAAAUUGGUGAUAGAUAUAAAUCAAGACUGUGAAUUGAAUCAUGAAUAUUCAUGUAAAUGGUGCUAUGACAUUCAAUGAAUGAAUGAAAUUGUUUCCAAUGUAUUUCUUUAUUCUAAAAGUUGGUUGCUGUUUGCCAUUUUGCAAUGAUUCACUAAUAAAUAA
This is a messenger RNA of Ostrea edulis (European flat oyster), 1453 nucleotides long. RefSeq names its product carboxypeptidase B-like. NCBI's taxonomy places the organism in Eukaryota, Metazoa, Mollusca, Bivalvia, Ostreida, Ostreidae. The coding region runs from base 1 to 1323 and encodes 440 amino acids. The transcript is spliced from 11 exons. Gene Ontology annotation, molecular function: zinc ion binding; metallocarboxypeptidase activity. Gene Ontology annotation, biological process: proteolysis. The record is from RefSeq and is a predicted model, not a curated record.